Messenger RNA from Aspergillus calidoustus, 1152 nucleotides. The record is from the annotation of a GenBank genome assembly. NCBI's taxonomy places the organism in Eukaryota, Fungi, Ascomycota, Eurotiomycetes, Eurotiales, Aspergillaceae.
AUGCGCGCCGCCCGCUUCCACGCCGCAAGAGACAUCCGCGUCGAGGAUAUCCCCGCACCACGACCAGGCGAUGAUGACGAUAAAGUCCUCAUCGAGGUUGAAUGGUGUGGAAUAUGCGGGAGUGAUUUGGGCGAGUAUCUUUCUGGCCCAUACACAAUCCCCUCCCUUAAAACCGGCCCACACCCUCUGACAAAGUCCACCCUCCCCAUAACAAUGGGCCACGAGUUCACCGGCCGAAUUACGCACGUCCCGACUACUCUCGAGCAACAGAGGUCAGGAAACGACAUCCCACUGCGAAGGGGCCAAGCAGUCGUCGUCGACCCGCGCUUCUUCUGCACAUCGUGCAACGCCUGCUCGCAGUCUGCAACGAAUUGCUGCAAUACGAUUGGGUUCUUGGGACUUUCGGGGGGUGGGGGUGGGUUGGCGGAGGUUGUUGCUGUGCGGCCGGGGCAGGUUUAUGUUCUUGAGUCGGCUGAUGGUGGGAAUCGGGCUGGGAGAGAGGUGGAUCUUGCGGCUGCAGCGCUGAUUGAGCCGCUUGCUGUUGCGUGGCAUGGGUUUAAGCUGUUUCUCUCGACGCAGAGUGGCCUGGAGGUCACCGCCACCACCGCCCUGAUUAUCGGGGCCGGGCCUGUCGGCGUCGCUAUGGCCUUUGUUCUUCGAGCUUGGGGUGUGUUGAGCGUCUUCGUAUCUGAGCCAGCCAAGGCGCGGAGAGAAACGCUACGAAGCAUGGAAGUUGCUACAAAGACCUUCGAUCCGAUAACAGACAACGUCAGUGAACGAUGCAGGACAGCUACACCCGAUGGACUGGGCGUCGACGUUGUCUUUGACUGCGCGGGAUCGCAGCCUGGGUUCCAGGCCGGCUGCGAGAGUCUGAGGUUUCGGGGGAUGUAUGUUAAUCUUGCAGUGCCGAGGACGCCGAUCACGAUUCCUCUAGGACCCUUCAUGCAAAAGGAGCUGACCUACAAGUCGUCUCUGGCGUAUGAUGAAGGGGACUUUCGGGAGACGGUAAAUGCGUUCAGAGAGGGACGCUUCGCUGGUGUAGAACGCAUGAUAACCGGCCGUAUUGCGCUAGAGGAUAUACACGGAAAGGGCUUUGAGGAGCUUGUCAAGCCGAAUGAUCAUCUCAAGAUUCUGGCUAGCCCUAAGUCUUAA